AUGAGCGAAGUCUCCCUCGUCGUCUUCCUCGUCACCUCCCUCACUGCCGCCGUCCCCGCCACCCUCACUCUAUUUUCCUCCCUCGUCACCUCCGUCCUCCUCCCCGCCGCCCUCGCCCUCGCCCUCUUCCUAGCCGACCUCGUCUCCGCCGUCCUCGCCUCCCUCGAAUCCGUCCUCUCCCUCCUCUUCACCUCCGACGUCCUGCUCUUUCCCUGGCACCUCCUCAAGGCCUUGCUGCGGCCCUUCGUCUCUCUGCUGAGGCUCCUCCUCGCACCCCUCACCUACCCGGCCGCCGGCAUCGCCUUGUGCCUGGGCGCCGUCUCCGCCGUCUUUUGGAAUUCAAGGUUCGUUUCGCGCCCCGACCCUGUUCGCCUCCCUCCCCCUGCGCUAUAUACCUUUUUCAUCACCGGCGCCCUCGUCGGCCUCCUCGCCGGCGUCGUUCUCUGGCGCAUCUCUCGUUCCAUCUCCCGCCUCCUCGGCUGGCUCGAUGACGACGAACGUCUCCUCGACGCCGCCGACGACGAUGCCGCACCGCUCGCCGGGAAGCGCGAACCCCUUGACCUCCCCUUACUCUCGCCCGCGCUAGAGCCUGUGGCGGUGGCCGAGGCGGGAGACCGCGCUCUCCACGUUGCCACGCGGGACGUCGAUCAUCGCCCCCAUUGCGGGAGGACCGCCGCCGCCGCCGCCGCCGUACCGGCCACCGUUCGCGCUGUUUCGGAAGGAAUCGGUGCUGUUGAGACCCGCAGUCGCUCCGUUGGCGCCCUCGGGUCCCUUGCCCACCGUACCUCCCUUGGGAGCGGGGGCAGGGCGGCUCGUCGGUCUUGA
This is a messenger RNA of Parascedosporium putredinis, 825 nucleotides long. NCBI's taxonomy places the organism in Eukaryota, Fungi, Ascomycota, Sordariomycetes, Microascales, Microascaceae. The record is from the annotation of a GenBank genome assembly.